CCUUUAGGAUCCCACUUCUGACACCAACAAAAAUUCACUAGGAAAGAAUUUAAGACAAAAACAGGCUUUAUUUUAAAAAGCAGUCUACAAGGCGCGUCGGGGAGCGACCUGAGGCACGCAGAGCUCUGAAGACCACUGCUGGCGCCAUGUUCCUCACCGCCCUACUACGCCGCAAUCGGAUUCCCGGCCGGCAGUGGAUCGGGAAGCACCGGCGGCCGCGGACCGUGUCUCUGCUGGCGAAGCGGAACAUGGUGCGUCACCUGCAGGUGGAGGCGGAGAACCACUACUGGCUGAGCAUGCCCUGCAUGACGGCCGAGCAGGAGUGCGGCCACGCCGCGGCGCGCAGGGCCCGGGCCUUCGAGGCCAUCAAGGCGGCCACCACGUCCAAGUUCCCCCCGCACAGAUACGCGGCCGACCAGCUCGGCCACCUCAACGUCACCCAGAAGUGGUCGUGAGGACAACGCGCCCGCUCGGGGCGCCACACGCCCUGGUCCUUAAAAGUAUUGUCGCUCACCUCUCCUGUCUCUCUCUUCUUGAAGCUGGUCGGAAAUAGCAAAGUUACUGGGUCACAGGUGGCAGAAGCCGCAUUUUGAAUGAACGUUGCCAUGAAACUGCACACUGUGAUUUGGGGUGUGACACACUGAUGCGGGUUUUGUGGUGUAACAGCGAGCGUGCUUACCUUCUGUCAAAAAUAAUGCUGGCCUUUAAAUGGAAAUAAGAUUUUCCCCCAAACAGCAUUUUCUUCCGAGAUUUGAGACUGGACAUUUAAGUGUGGUAAAGGUAUUUAUCAAAACUGUUAACAUGAAAGUAAUUUUUUUUUUUUUGGUGACGGCCUUGGAACGUAGCCUACAGGCUUGCACCACCACUACCUCCUCCUUGAAUGCGUAUUUUUCCUUUAUUUUUUGGCGGUACUGGGGUUUGAACUCAGGUCUUGGCACCUUCUGAGCUCUACCAGUUGAACCACACCUCCAGCCCUUAAAAAGUGUAAAGCAGAUUUUUGGAAAUACAAUUUAAUAUACCAUUCCAUUCACCAGUUGAAGAUUUUCUUUAAAAUAACCUCUGUGAAUAUAAUAAAGACAACCAGGAACUUUAUGUUACCAAAUACAACUUCCUGUAUAAUUUGGACUAUUUUAUGUAUGAAGAAUUUAUCCAGAGUUACCCCUUAGUAAUGACAAGGACCUGGCCUUGAGAAUUGCUCUUGAACAAAAUCCUAACUGCUGUACA
Molecule: messenger RNA, 1224 nt
Organism: Castor canadensis (American beaver)
Lineage: Eukaryota; Metazoa; Chordata; Mammalia; Rodentia; Castoridae
Source: RefSeq, a predicted model, not a curated record